Plodia interpunctella (Indianmeal moth) is the source of this 713-nucleotide messenger RNA. RefSeq lists its product as uncharacterized. The coding region runs from base 171 to 713 and encodes 180 amino acids. The record is from RefSeq and is a predicted model, not a curated record. NCBI's taxonomy places the organism in Eukaryota, Metazoa, Arthropoda, Insecta, Lepidoptera, Pyralidae. The transcript has 3 exons.
UACAAAACAAACAUUUAUAUUUAUUAUCAAGUAAGCCCUCCAAAGAUAAUUAUAAUACACUUAGGUACGUUUUAAAGCCUUCGUUGUCCUGCAGUGGUGAACAUUUAAUAGUUAAAUUUUAGAUUUUACAGGAUUAACUUUUGUUUUCGUUCGAAUUAUAGAUAUCCACCAUGUUUUCCAACAAAGUCGUCCUGGUAACUGGGGCCAGUUCAGGCAUUGGAGCAGAAACAGCUCAGCAGUUCUCCAAAUUAGACGCACUCCUAGUGUUGACUGGCAGGAACAAAGAGAACCUAAAAAAUGUUGCUGAUCGAUGCCAAGAAAUCUCACCACAGAAAUUACAACCUUUCAUUGUUAUUGCUGAUAUGAAUAAAGAAAGUGACAUUGAGAAUAUUAUAAAACUGACUCUAGAAAAAUACAAUAAACUUGAUGUUCUUGUAAAUAAUGCUGGAGUAUUAGAAUCUGGUACUAUUGAGACUACCUCCUUAGCACAGUAUGACAGGGUUAUAAACACAAAUGUCCGAGGUCCUUAUUAUCUGACUAUGCUUGCUACACACGCACAUAGGCGCCGCGAGCAUCCACCGGGUAUCAACCACAACAGAAACAAAGUGACAAAAAAAAAACCUGAAGCCAGCCAAAGUAUAUCAACAGAUUCAUCUCACAGUACAUCUUGUAUUACCAGGAAGUUGGUGGUCUUACUUCAGUUUUUUCACUAA